AUGGAAGGCAUUAAAGCAUUACCACCGCCACGGCCAUACAAGGGUUUGCCUGUGCUAUGUGGAAUUAUGAUGAUAGUCGGCUCCUGUAUUGAAAUAAGUUUGAUUAACGCCGGCUUCUACGAAAAACGCAAGUUGAUAUCAGUCAGACUAGAUCACCUCGACAAAAGAUACAGCGCUAUACUGGAACGAUAUGAUGCUAAUCAUAAGAACAUAGCUGUGAAAGUGGAACAAAUCAAAACUGAGGUUAUGAAGAUGGAGGCGGACAUGGGUAUGAACACCAAACUAACGGAAGUCUAUGACGAUUUGAACGCUCAGUUUGAAGCGAAACUUGCAGAAUUGAGGACGGAAGCACAAAAUUGGAUCAAUAGCAUGAUAAUGGCAUUGGAACUCCGGGCAAGACAACAAUUGGAUAGUAUAUCGUUUGAUUCCAACAUCUUGCAAGAGCAAAGAGGUAUCGUGAAGUUGGAUGAGAUGGUGAAGAGGUUGCGCAAUCUCCACGCAACAGUUCUUGAAGAGUUAACUGGUAUUAUCCGAAAACGUCAAAUGGCCGAACAUCAAAUAAUACAAGAUAUAUCGGAAGGUAAGUUAUUCUUGUCACUAUGUGACACCCAAUAUGCAGAAACAAAAAGGCUCACUUUAGAAAAAUCAAACUAUGAAACUAACAAACAAGCUAUGAGAGCUGAAAUGGCCAAUGCUAUCGCUGAUUUUAAAAAGGAAAUUAUGGGUGAGCUGCGAGACAUGAGCCACUCUCGUGAAGAAUUUGAAGAGUUUGUAUUAGACACAUUAGAAAAACAAAGUAAGACUGUUUAUCUCUCAACAAAUGAUUCUUUAGUGAACGAAUUCACUUCUUCUAAAUUUGCUUCAAGCAAAACUUAG
Babesia sp. Xinjiang is the source of this 876-nucleotide messenger RNA. RefSeq lists its product as uncharacterized. Bases 1 to 876 code for a protein of 291 amino acids. The record is from RefSeq and is a predicted model, not a curated record. The transcript is spliced from 6 exons. Lineage: Eukaryota; Apicomplexa; Aconoidasida; Piroplasmida; Babesiidae.